Messenger RNA from Patella vulgata (common limpet), 1765 nucleotides. RefSeq names its product replication factor C subunit 5. NCBI's taxonomy places the organism in Eukaryota, Metazoa, Mollusca, Gastropoda, Patellidae. The record is from RefSeq and is a predicted model, not a curated record. Bases 79 to 1077 code for a protein of 332 amino acids. The transcript is spliced from 11 exons. Gene Ontology annotation, molecular function: ATP binding; DNA binding; DNA clamp loader activity. Gene Ontology annotation, cellular component: nucleus; DNA replication factor C complex. Gene Ontology annotation, biological process: DNA-templated DNA replication; DNA repair.
UGACAAUGCGCGAGAUAUCUGACAGGUUCCCGCGAAAUUUCCAGAUUUCUCUUGUGCAGAUAAUAAUAUCAAGAAGUUAUGUCUAUCAAAGAUAACAUAUCGAAUCCAAAUCUUCCAUGGGUAGAAAAAUACAGACCAAAACAGUUAGAUGAUCUAAUAUCUCAUGCUGAUAUUAUUAAUACAAUUAGUAAAUUUGUAAAAGAAGAUCGACUUCCACAUCUGUUAUUUUAUGGGCCUCCAGGAACUGGCAAAACAUCUACCAUUUUAGCUGUAGCCAAACAAAUUUAUUCACCAAAAGAAUUUAACUCCAUGGUGUUGGAGUUAAAUGCAUCAGAUGAUCGAGGUAUUGGCAUUGUAAGAGGACAAGUUCUAAGCUUUGCUAGUACAAGAACCAUAUUUAAGUCUGGUUUUAAGAUUGUUAUAUUAGAUGAAGCUGAUGCUAUGACCAAUGAUGCACAAAAUGCUUUAAGAAGAGUGAUAGAAAAAUUUACGGAGAAUACAAGAUUUUGUAUAAUCUGUAAUUAUUUAUCAAAGAUAAUACCAGCUCUACAGUCGAGAUGUACACGAUUCCGCUUUGGUCCGCUUACAACAGAUCAGAUGGUACCUAGAUUAGAAUAUGUUACAGGUCAAGAAGCAAUAAAAGUAUCAUCUGAUGGAAUGAAAGCAUGUGUGACUUUAGCAUCAGGUGACAUGAGAAAAGCAUUAAAUAUAUUACAGAGUACGUCUAUGGCAUUUGAUGAAGUAAAUGAAGAUAAUGUAUAUACCUGUGUAGGACAUCCAUUAAGACGUGAUAUUGAAAAUAUAGUCAACUGGAUACUUAAUGAAAAUUUUACAACAGCUUAUAAAAAUUUAACAGAAGUUAAAACAGCAAAGGGUUUAGCGUUACAAGAUGUUCUUACAGAAAUACAUCAAUAUGUACAUAGAAUUGAUCUACCUGUGAAAGUUAAAAUGCAUCUGCUUGAAAAAAUGGCGGAUAUAGAGUACCGUCUAGCCUUAGGUACCAGUGAAAAAAUACAGAUGUCUUCUAUGAUAGCAGCAUUUCAAGCAGCAAGAGAUCUCAUAACACAAGAUGCUUAAUUCUACAAAAAAUCCACAAAUAUAGCAUUUCUGUUUACUGUCUACAAUCUACAAAUACAAAAUGUUACAAAUUUUGAAAAUUGAACUGUUUUUAACUGCUGAAUAGGAACAGGGACAUACUACAAUUUUGGUAUUUGUUCAUUGAGCAGCAUAUUUUGAACAUUUACUAGUGAAAUGUGAGAAGAAAGUGUAUGAAAAUUUGUUAACAGAAGAUGGGGCAAAGUAUCACUGUGAAUAAUGUGAAUUAAAGACAUAGUUAUCUGUGUUAAUGUAGGCGUAUAUUGUCAUCCUUGUCUGUCUAUCCUCACUUGUAUCUACAUACAUUGCAGUGUUGAUUUCUUCAAACUGAUUUUCACAAAUUUGUCAGGAAUAAACUGUUUGGCAAGAAUAAUUCCAUACUUUUUGCCCCUUACUAUUAUGAUUGUUGAUCAAAGUACAGUACUGUGUCUAAUUUGUACUUUAUUCUGAAGUUAUUUUCUGAAAAUGUUUAGCAGUUGUAGUGGUUUAUUGAUCAUCCUUAUGGAUUCUGAAAAUAUUCCUUAAAUAGGUUUCAAGAGUUGUUUCCCAUGGUAUAAGGGUCAUCAAAGUAAUUUGGAAUAUCAACUUUGUUGAGCAUAUCUGUUCCUUUUGUCAACCGUUACUAUAUGUAAUUAUGAAAAAUACGUGAAAAUAAAAAAAUUAUAUAUUA